This is a messenger RNA of Parasteatoda tepidariorum (common house spider), 961 nucleotides long. The record is from RefSeq and is a predicted model, not a curated record. Lineage: Eukaryota; Metazoa; Arthropoda; Arachnida; Araneae; Theridiidae.
UUAUAUUUUUAAUAAUGUUUUAUUACAGUGAUGAUUAUCUUUAUUUUUAUAGGAUAACCCCGGACCGUCCGGAGUUCCGCCAUUCAAUUUGAACGAUGCCAUGAUAUUGGUACCACUUCGUCAGCGUGACUACAAUACAUACCGGGCGAAUGAAAUUACCUACCGUGCCAGAAUCGAUGAUGAUAGGAUACCAGAAUAUUUAAGAGAAAGACCGUUGAUAACAGCCGUGAAAAUUGUUAGAGAAUUAUUCACUCUGUUAAUAGAGCGCACUUUUGUUGGGUUGAGACCCACGGAUCUAGUGAGAUUCUGUAUCCAGGCAGAUGGAUUGGAUAAGCCAAUAUCAUCCACUUUGCAACAAGUCAGAGAUUUCACUCUAGAGAAGCUUCUUGGGAUCGUUCUCAAAGUUUUACAAUCGAAGGACAAAAUAAAAUUGUCGGAUGGAUUUACCGUCGAUGUGAUAACGGUGAAACGGGAUGUCGGAGCAGGAGACGGUACUAGGAGAGUUAUCAACGCGAGAUCACAUUCAAGUAAGAGCGAGGAAAAGAAAUGCAAGAAAGUUUAUUAUAAGCUAUGCCUUGCCGUUGCCAAAAUUCGGAAAGAAUUACUUCAAAAGACAGUUCAACCAAUGAGAUUGACCAGCUUCGAAAACGAUCAAUUAUCUUCAUUCCAAGAGAUGAUAUUGGGCUAUGUUGUGCAAAGGCUAUUGUCAGGGCAAUUGCUUUGAAUGAUGGGGAUACAAGAUCCACAAAUGCUUUCCGCAAGGCAUGUCGUCCAGCGUUAAUGAUGAGGGCAAAACAAUUACAUGAAGACGCCGAUGUUCCACUAGGUCCAUGCACAUAUUCUGAAAUUGCAAGGUUUGAGGAAUUUUUAGACACACAAAUAGUGGUAUUUUCCUCCACAAAUGGAAACGGGGUCAGUUUUUUAACUAUAAUUUAAUCAUAUAAAAUUAUUAGUUACAUGC